Molecule: messenger RNA, 1623 nt
Organism: Saccharomycopsis crataegensis
Lineage: Eukaryota; Fungi; Ascomycota; Saccharomycetes; Ascoideales; Saccharomycopsidaceae
Exons: 1
Coding region: 1-1623 (540 amino acids)
Biological process (GO): amino acid transmembrane transport
Cellular component (GO): membrane
Molecular function (GO): amino acid transmembrane transporter activity
Source: RefSeq, a predicted model, not a curated record
AUGAGAAACUAUCCUUCAAACUUCACUGAGGAAGUCUACACCGGGUCCAAAUCAUCACAUAUCGAUGAAGAGCUCUGCAAUACUGAAUCCCUCAGUAUCAAUAAGGGCACUGUCCACAACCUUAACCGUUCCUUGUCCACUAGACACAUCAACAUGAUUGCCAUUGGUGGAACUAUAGGUAGUGGAUUGUUCCUUGGUACUGGUAAAAGUUUGGCCAAUGGUGGGCCGGUUUCUUUACUUAUAUGUUAUCUUCUCAUUGGUGUUGUGGUGUAUAUCACAUUACUUUCUCUCGGUGAAAUGUCAACAUUGAUGCCAAUUAGUGGUUCCUUCUGUACAUAUGCCCGUCGUUUUGGUUCUGAGUCUCUUGGAUUUACCAUUCUUGCCAAUUAUUGGUUCAAUGAUGCUGUCUCCGUUGCAUCUGACUUGACCGCAUUGCAACUUAUCCUUAGUUAUUGGACAGAUUUCCAUUACUGGGUGAUCUCCUUGAUCGUUUGGGUCGUGUUACUUGGCCUCAAUGUCUUCCAUGUGAGAUUUUAUGGGGAGACCGAAUACUGGCUUGCUUUAUUGAAAAUCAUCGCCAUUCUUAUUUUCUUUAUCAUCAGCAUUGUUGUUAAUGCUGGCCAUAACAACCUUCAUGAGUAUAUUGGGUUUAAGUAUUGGUCUAUUGGGGAGGCCCCUGUGGUUGAUGGAUUCAAAGGCUUUGCUAAAGUGUUCGUCACUGCCUCAUUUGCUUAUGGUGGUACUGAAUCUUUGACUUUGACCGCUGGUGAAGCUGUCAAUCCUGUCCGUAAUACUCCAAAAGUUAUCAAAACUGUCUUCUGGAGAAUUCUUUUUUUCUAUGUGUUGACCGUUUUUUUCAUCGGUAUGAACGUUCCUUACAAUUACCCUAAUCUUAGUACCGGAAAAGUCAUCACCUCUCCAUUCACUAUCGUGUUUCAAAUGGUUGGUGCUAAAGCCGCUGGUUCAUUUAUGAAUGCUGUGAUUUUGACAUCGGUGAUCUCUGCUGGUAACCAUGCCUUAUACGCUGGCUCCCGUUUGCUAUAUACUUUGGGUACAGAUGGAUACUUGCCAAAAUUUCUUACCAAGACUAAUCGUUACAAGGCUCCGUAUGUUUCUGUGAUUAUUACUUGGUUUGUUGGUGGCCUUUGCUUUGGCUCUUCUUUUAUUUCUGCCGGUACAUUAUGGAGUUGGUUACAAUCCAUUGUCGGUGUCUCUAAUCAACUCUCUUGGUGGACCAUUAACAUCACUGCUCUCAGAUUCCGUCGUGGGUUGAAAGAACAAGGGAAAGUGAAUUAUUUGAGAUUCAAGAAUUGGACCUAUCCAUGGGGUAACUACUUUUGUGUAGUUUUCAUUACGUUUAUUGUUUUAGUGCAAGGUUGGUCCAGUUUUGCCCCUUGGGAUGUCUCCAGCUUCUUCCAAAACUAUAUUGAAUUAGGGGUCUUCCCACUUUUAUACUUGAUUUGGUGGUUUUACAAAAGAGACAGUUGGGUUAAAAGUUCCGAGAUGGACUUUGAAACUGAUAGAUAUUUCGAGACCGAAGAAGAAUUGGAGUUGAACGAACGUCUCGAUGAUUUGAAAGGGUGGCCAAAAUGGAGACACAGAAUUCUUGAAUUUUUCUCUUGA